Messenger RNA from Mya arenaria, 5447 nucleotides. RefSeq lists its product as uncharacterized. Gene Ontology annotation, molecular function: RNA polymerase II transcription regulatory region sequence-specific DNA binding; DNA-binding transcription factor activity, RNA polymerase II-specific. The record is from RefSeq and is a predicted model, not a curated record. Gene Ontology annotation, biological process: regulation of transcription by RNA polymerase II. Lineage: Eukaryota; Metazoa; Mollusca; Bivalvia; Myida; Myidae. Bases 406 to 5277 code for a protein of 1623 amino acids. The transcript is spliced from 10 exons. Gene Ontology annotation, cellular component: nucleus.
GUAUUUGCAACAUGGUCUCUCCGCAGAUCCGUUGUAUUGUAGUUGUUGAACAAAAACACGUGAACCCAGCACUGGCGCGGUUAUCUGACUUCGUGUAAAGAGAGAAUAUCGAGGUUUUGUGUGUGUGCAGACGACAUUCAAGCGGUAAAUACAGUUGAAUGAGUUGUGUUGGAAAAGGUCUCGCUGGCCUAUAGAACUUGGCUAAAUCUAUAUAGGACACAAGUUUGUUGUACUUGGAUCGCUAGCUAUCGACGAAAGCACUCAAGUUAUCCGGUUGAAUAUUUUAUAAGAGCAGCGAAGCCAAGGACGUACUUAACAGCUGUGAAACAUUAAAGUCGUCUGGGCUUGGAGGAGAGACAGGCGGUUUCCCAGCGGUCGGAUGAAAUUGUAUUAACUGUUGGAGCCAUGUCAAAGAAGGAGCAGAAGUUCUACGUGUGUCUGCACGAACCUUGCAGCUUCACCACCGACAAGAGGAAGGCCAUCUACACGCAUCUGGUGCGUACGCACAACGAGCGGAAGGAAGACUACGAGUGCGAGUACUGCAGCACGGUGUUCGAGCAUGAGGCGGUCAUGGAAGAGCACCUGCACGUGCACCACCCGCAGCAGCCGUUCACGUAUACUUGCGUAUCAAGGAUUGAGAACAUCAUCAACACGUGCGCUAAGAUGGGCACCGAGGCUGUCCGCGAGGGCGGAAGUGAUUGUACUAAAGAUGGCUUAAAUGAAGCACACGUUAUUAAACCAUCUUAUUCUUCAAAACCCCAGACCCGGCCAGAUAUAAGCCAGAGGACGAAAGCCUCUGUAAACGAGUCACUUACACAGAUAGCCAUGUACGUUAAAGCAGAACAAGAUGACGUGCCGCUUGAUGAGUACGACGGACAAACGGACGAAGACGCGUGCGGUAGCGAUGUAGGAGACUCCGUUCCUAGUGAUGACGAUUCUCCCACUUACACGUCAAAGCCGUCGGGACUAAAAAUAAAAUUUAGUCGUAGGAAGGAACCCAAUCCAGAAGACGGUAGUAAUUCAAGGGACCGGUCAAAGUCGCCCCCAAUGUUACUUCCUCACAUGAUGGCCUCGCCUACAGUUACUUCCGGUCAGGAAACGACACCGCCUGACAUUAUCCAUGGAGGUGGCCAUUUGGUCAGCCAUGCUCAGGUGCGAGACAAGUCGUCCAAAUAUUACGAUAAACUAGAGGUGUACCAUUCCACUGACAGACAGGGUCGUAGAUGUUGUCCGUUCUGUGACUACAAAACUUCGAAGAAUACCAUACGUGUCCACCUGUCGGGAAUACAUAAAAUUCACUUCGUCAAAUGUUCCCUGUGUGAUUACAAAGCUGCGUUCCCGCAUCAGAUAACCCAGCAUGGCAUCAAGUUUCAUAAAACCACGAACCUCAAUGUCAUCCAACUUUCUAAGGAGUAUCGAGAGCGUAUCAUUGCCAACCUUAAACAAACACAUACAAUCGAUUCUAGCCUUAUCAGUACCGAUAUUUCGGAACAAAUUGAAGGCACUGCAUCCAUCGAGGAUGAAGACUUCAAUUCUGAAGAAAGUUACCCAUCGUCUGGCGACGAAAUAUCUGAGCCUCCAUCAAAACUCAACACAUCCAGCACUGGGGAUGAGCGUUCCCCUGUAGUGGACGAACGCGUGUUUAAGGCGCCGGUUUCCCAGACAUCCAAGACGGAUUACUACAGCAUUCAGUUCGAGAAGGGCGUGUACCUGUACAGCUGCAACCUGUGCCCUUUCCAGACGCCCGUCCGCGCCACCAUAUACACGCACAAGUAUCGCCACGAGGAGAAGUCGUACAUGUGUGGAUACUGCGACUUUACCGCCGCACCGAGGUCUAACGUUGUUCAUCACCUGCGGAACAAACACAAGGCACUUCCGGUUAAAGUGCGGGAGGCUGACGACCUCUCCGACAGGGUCAAACAAGAACCUGAGGAAGGCGAAGAUCAAUCGACGGGGGAGAAUGGAGCGGCUGCUCUGCCGGAACAGAACUCGAUAGUUGAAAGUGGCCACAGGGACGCACCCACAGCCAUAUCAGAGAAGCCACAGCAGACGAUAAUCAAGGUGCCUCAGUUCAAGCGUUCAAUAACCGUGGAGCAAGGCCCGCCAGAACCCAACAACCGGAAAAAGGCCAAGAUGGCGGAGGAAGCAAGCCCGAACGAGUACAAACUGUCACUGAACAAGCUGUACCGAAUCAACCCCAGCGGCUCCCCGAAGUUCCUGUGUGUCAUGUGUAGCUACGCCUGCGACACGCACCCAAAGAUGAAGCAUCAUCUGUACCGACAUAGACCGCAGAAAUACAAGUGUCCCUACUGUGAUCAUAGAAAAUAUCCAAGAUCGUACGUAGUACGUCACGUCCGGGACACGCAUCGGAACAAGCCUGUUCGCGUGAUUGACUUGUCGAAAGGCAGCGAACCGGAAGAUAUACCGGAGUACGCACAGGAGAACGCCGAACUGGAUGAGGCCGAGGAACACGUGACUGAAGAGAUAGACCACAUUGAGUCCGAGGUGAAUAACGCGUCAAUGGACCUAGCUGACGACGCCCUUGACAAUGAUACAAAUGAAGAAGUGGACGCACUGAAGAAGUUUACUCAGAAGCUGAACCUCCGCGCCGUCCUCACGGCUGACCUGAAUGACGACAUCUUUUCAACCACAUCCACCGCCAACGAUACGUCGUUCACGUCAACGCCGCUGAUCGAAUCAAUGAUCAACGGCCAGUACAAGUCCACCAUACCCAAGAUAACGACAAAGAACUUCGAGAAGAAAAAGAGCCUGCGAGAUUACCGCGUGAACACGGGUAACGGGCCGCGCUACAUCUGCAACAAGUGUGGUUACGGCACGGAGAACUACAAGACCAUCCAUAACCACAUGUACCGACACGAGUCACAGCGCUACCAGUGUCCUUAUUGCGGAUACCGGCGCUCUCCCAGAUCGUUCGUUGAGAACCACAUCCGCGAGGUACACAAAGGAAAUCCGGUCAUCGUCACAGAGCUUACCGGAAAUGAAGACCUCGACGCCGCUGAAAUAGUUAAAGACGAAACUGUUGAAUCGCCACCGGCGCCAACAAAGCUUCCAGCCAAAUGGCCAGCACCGAAGCCUUUAAUUUCAGUCAACGUCUCAGCCGGUGUACCAUUACUGAUAAAAACGGAACCAGUAGAAAACGAAACUAUACCAGCGCAGUCUACCGUUGUAAACACAGUGGCCAUACAUCAGACACGUCAGCAGACGGCUGCUGCCAACUCGUCGUCUCCUAUUAAACACACACUGCCGCCACCACAAGCUGCUGAUAAUCCUGUUAAAGUCAAGAAGGAAACUCGUACCACCUUUAAGACAAUGUACAAGUGUACGUUUGACCCAGAAACUUGCAAUCACAUUUCAAAAGACAAAUCUAAAAUGAAGCAGCACCUGUUUAUGCACGUGGAGUACAAACCCUGGACAUGUGACUUCUGUGAAAUGACGGCAAGCCAAUCGUCUCACAUCAAAAACCACGUGAGAACUGAGCACCCUGCAGUCCCGGAAACCUCGUUCAGAUACAAGAAACACAACUACCUAGAGAAACACAUAGAGAGCUUCCUAACCAAGGGCUUAUUCACGGUCCCUGUGAACGAAUAUCGCGUUAUCAUGGACAUGAAAGGAAACACGAAAUCAUCCAAGCAGCAGUCAACAUUUUCCCGCGACCUGGAGGGCAACAUCGAGUGUCCGUACUGCUCGUACAGGACCAAGAGUGGCGGUAUGACGGACCAUGUAAAGAUGAAGCACAUGCAGCCCCGGUUCAAGUGUCAUUGGUGCGACUACCGCGCCUUCUACCGGUCCGAGGUGCGCAAACACCACCGAAAGGAGCGCAGUCAUUGUGGCCGCGAUUUCAAGACGCAAGAGUUGGACCUCGUGCAAGUCGUAGAGGAGAUAAGAGACAAAAACGGUGACCAAUUGAUGGAUGUAAACGGAGGCCUAGUGGGGUACAUACCGAACUUGCUCCCACCUGAAGACGACGACGACGACGACGACGAUGAUGAUGAUGAUGAUGAUGAUGACGAUGAUGAUGACGAUGACAACGAGGUUGACGAGGAGAAUGAGGGCGGCGACGACGGUUCUAGCGACAGCUCAUCGUUCGGCGAGGACGUUCAGGGUUACGUUGAAUACACCACCGAGCAGCUCUCACAGCUCUGCAACCGGAACAAGCGCAAGGCUGCCACCGUUCUUCAGUUGGAUAUGGACCAGACUGACAAGACGGAGCAGUUGGAUACGGCCAGUAGCGGAAGUGAAUGUGUAGCGAUUGCAAAGGAUUCACCUGAGCUCAGUGUUCAGUCACCAUCGUCUUCUAAAUUUAAAUGUGGCUACUGUCCCUUUUCUGCUGCUUUGAGGGUGAAGGUCAAGAUGCACUGUGCAAAGAAACAUGGAGACAAGAAACUGUACGUUAUAGACCCGCCCUCAAAGUCGAGGAGUCGAAUGUCAAUAUCGUCCGAUGGCACGGAGACCAACAAUAUAGUGAACGUUAGUUGUGACGAAAUCAAGGGCACAAAGUUUGAACAAGAUCUCAGGAAAGCUGGUGUUUUUAAACUUAAUCUUGCAUCUCUUUUCCCCAACAGUAAACGCUUUAAGAAGAACGCUGGUGACAAUCAGCAGAGAUAUUCAUCAGCUAAAUCAGCUUCGCUCGAUGGUGGUGAAUUUAAAAAGCCGCUACAACCUGUUUCAACAACAGCACAGUCAGUCAUUGGCAACUGUAAAGACAUUGUGGAACAUGAGACAGUCACGGAAGAGAUGGAACAGAAUGAUGAAAGCGUUGAAAAUAACAAUGAAAAAGAAACAACAAUAGCUUAUGGCGAUUUGGACGAUCACUCUGAAACACCUGAAACGCACGAUACUGAUGAUAAAGAAACUACCGUUCAGGAUAUUCCUAUGGAACAUGUAAGCGGGAAAGUGCGGACGGCCUACCCUCACUGCACGCCGGUUAUACUGGAAACCGACGAAGAGAGCAUUAAUAGUUGUGAUGCCGAUAUGACAGCGCAUAGUGUAACUAACCAGGAAUCUCAUGAAGGUGAUAUAGACGCUGAUAUAGCUAGAUCGAGGGAAGAAAGUCAAGUUUUGGAAACUGUUGUCAGUGUUGGUAAUGGCGUAUGUGCGAUUGACGGCGUAAGUCUCGCAAGAGAAGUGUGGAAUACGACCGACAGUGGGAAGGGGUGUGGAGAUAUUGGAGAGCUGUUCUCGUUGAAGAACCAGCACGGUAGUACGCGCUGCAAUGGUGCGGAGUUGAUCAACGGGCACGAGCUCGUUGAUAUAUAGGGAAUCCAGGAAAUGGCGGUUGUCGAACGUUGUUAGAAGUUGAUGAUAUAAUUGUGCUUCAUUUAAAGGCAUGUUGGGGACCGAAUAUAAGUAUAUUCAAAAUGCAAGAACAUUUAAUUUCUUGGAGAUUAUUUUGUGAACAUUAUAAGAAAUGUUUCUUCUUUAUAGAU